Hippocampus comes (tiger tail seahorse) is the source of this 5042-nucleotide messenger RNA. Its product is annotated as serine/threonine-protein kinase 36-like. Gene Ontology annotation, biological process: protein phosphorylation; smoothened signaling pathway. NCBI's taxonomy places the organism in Eukaryota, Metazoa, Chordata, Actinopteri, Syngnathiformes, Syngnathidae. Gene Ontology annotation, cellular component: cytoplasm. The record is from RefSeq and is a predicted model, not a curated record. The transcript has 20 exons. Bases 1580 to 4909 code for a protein of 1109 amino acids. Gene Ontology annotation, molecular function: protein kinase activity; ATP binding.
UAUUGCGGCGCAUGCCUAUGCAUGAUCAAGUCCCAGCGGACAGGGCUGACUCACUGCAGGAUCCAAACCCAGCGCUUUAAACACCACUUUAAGACAAAUGCUGAAUUGAAUUUAGAACAUUUUCCUGGCACGCGUUAUCUGUUCACUUAACAUAUGGUGACCCAUUUGAGCAUUUAUUCAUCCUGGAUGUUCAACUAAAGGUCCAAAUAUGCCGUUUGUCCUGUUGCACUCAUAGAAUGACUGUCUCCUUAAGUAGUGACUCGUGCUUUCGUCUACUAGGCUACAUGACAUUUCUGCACUUUAGUGAAACAACGUUGGCAUACUGUAGGAAGACUGCGUGUUACUAGUGAGGCAAAACUGCGCAUUGUAUUUGUCAUUUCUAGAAAAGCACUACAUGUUCAAUCACAAUUUUAUAAAUGUCACAAGUGCUACUCGUUGCAUAGUUGUCCACUAGUGCACAGGUUUGCCGCACUAGUAUCAAGUCCAGUCAUCUAGUGAGGGUAUGCAGCUUAAACAGCUAUUUCUUCCUGCAUAUAGCGGCUUUCCGUAAAUCAGUUGAAGCAUUUUCUUCCCCGAUAAACAUCUUUAAGUAGGCCAGAAAUGGCACUAGUAGAGGAAAAUGCAUCACUGUAACGACACAGUCAUUGUACUAGUGCACUGAAAUGUCUUACUCGUGAGGACAAAGAGCACAUUUGACCGGACCUUAAGUUCGUUAUCAAGGCUAUUGAAUCAUUGAUUUUGGUGAACCAGCACAAUAUCUUCAGUUCCAAUACAGGACCUGUAUAAAAUAGUUAGUAGCACCUCAUAGUGCAGUUUAUUGGCUACUACUUUGACCUUCCUGACACACAUUGUUGUCGUUGAAGAGGCGCAGUCAUGGACACAGCUCUGACAAGAUAGUGCAGUUAUACUUAAUGUUGUGACUAUUGUGUGUUUUGACACGUUUAUCUCAAGAAUAUUUCAGAUCUAUUUUAUAACGCCCAUUAUAAAACAUGACUGGAAGACACACGGUUUAAAAAAACAACUUUGGUGAGUCAUUGAACGAUUUUUCAAAGUAAGAACUGUGAAUCGCGUACGACCUCUAGUGGUCAAAUGAAGAAGGAGGCUUGUGCAGCAAAUACACUGUACUGUAGACAUAGUGGCUGUAAAGUUUAUGAGAUUAGAUCCAUAUUGGCCAAACAAUAGGUAGAAAAGUGAAUGAGGUCCAAUGUAAGACCUGUGUGCAAAAUUCUUCCUUUAUAAACAUAAUAAUCCUUCUUUUUGGCUGAUAUGACCAGAGAAGUAUUAAUUUGAGAGUGUAUGUUUAUUGUUGUGAACACAGUAGAGGUGUCAAACAUGAGCAAUAACUUUCCAUAUGUUGGCAAGUGAUUUUCCAAUGUAAUCAGAAAACCUCUUAAUAAUAAUAAUGAAACAUACGUGGCUUUGAUGUUGAAUCCAAUAGCGAUAUAUCGAUGGGCAACAUAAAAGAGAGUCAUCUUUGUGAUGGAAGCCCUUUGACUCCAGUUGCCUUCCUUGUUGACCACAUGUCUCCCUUCAUCAUCUACCAGCAUAACUUGUGGGUUGAAACCCGGCUGACAUUCAAAUGGAUUCCUACCAUGUUUUGGCUCAAGUGGGACAAGGCUCCUUUGGUCGAGUUCAUAAAGGAAUGAAAAAAUUUACAGGCCAAGUGGUGGCUCUGAAGUUCAUGCCAAAGAUGGGACGCUCAAAUAAAGAGCUGCAAAGUUUAAAGAAGGAAAUUGAUAUCAUGAGUAACCUUCGACAUCCUAAUAUUGUGAAACUUUUUGAUAGCUUUGAAACCGAAACGGAGGUUGUUGUUGUGACCGAGUAUGCCGAGGGUCAGUUGUUUCAGAUCAUUGAAUCCGAUGGUAGUUUACCGGAAAGUCAGGUGUGCGAGAUUGCUUGCCAACUGGUGUCCGCGCUGUAUUAUUUGCACUCUCGCCGUAUUCUUCAUCGAGACAUGAAACCACAGAAUAUCCUCUUUGAUAAAAACGGUGUGGUGAAACUGUGCGACUUUGGGUUUGCUCGGGCAAUGAGCGUCUCCACCAUGGUGGUGACUUCUAUCAAGGGAACACCCCUGUAUAUGUCCCCUGAGUUGGUGGCGGAGAAGCCUUAUGACCACACCACUGACCUCUGGGCGCUAGGCUGCAUUCUUUAUGAAAUCCAUACAGGGUUGCCCCCGUUUUGUGCCGAUUCCAUCUUCCACUUGGGGCAGCUGAUCGUUACGGACCCCAUCCAGUGGCCCAACACGAUGAGCAGCACCUGCAAAAGUUUCCUGAAAGGUUUGUUAAUGAAAGACCCUCAGAAGCGGCUGUCAUGGCCCGAACUCCUGCAUCAUCCGUUUGUUGCUGAUGGUGUCGAAGUGAUUCCAGACGAAGAUAUUUUCAGUCCUCUGACAGCCACACUUGACCCAGACAUGCUGGCACGGAAACUGAAACAAAUGGCAGAAAAAACAUCACCAGACUCGGGAGAGAGCAGAAUAUUUCGAAAGAUUCGGGAGCAAAGAAACAAAAGUAACACAAAGAAAGUCAUCGUCAGCGCUAAAGUAAGCCAGGAAAAGAUGGAUGAACUGGAAUCUGAAGGAGAUUGUUUGGUCGCAGUAACGCCGCUUUUGGAUACGUCCCCUCCGGAUGAUUUCGACCCAGCAAAUUCUACCUCACCACCUCCAAGUUUUGAUCAAAACAACCAUACUGAGGCUACAUCAAGCCAUCCAGACAGGGGUCAGAUCAGUCGGGACCAUGAACGGGAGUUCCCCUCGGUCGAGGUUGGGCCACGACUACGGCCAAGGACCCCCAAACGAUCCAAAACAGUUGACAGUGAGGAAUUCUGGGAGAAACUUGUUGUGGAGUCAGAUCCAAGCGCACAAAACCAAGAACCGUUAAACCACAGUACCAUUAUUUUGAAACUGAAAUGCGCCAUUUUAGUGUUUAAGCAACAGCUAAGUGGCGGUGUCAUAAAAGACACGUGGCACAUCGGCCAGCCGCUGAAGGUCCUGCGGAACCUGAUCCUGACCUCUGACCUCGCCGUGAGGAACCACAUCGGCACGGAGCUCGGAUUGCCACGUCUCCUCUUUGACUUGGUUCGCGACUCUGUUGAAAACUUGCGUUUCAUUGAGCAGCCAUGGAGUCUACAAACACUUGGAGAAAUGAUUGCUGCGCUGUUGGUCUACUGGGACAAGAACGAUGAAUGGCUGAGGGAAGAAAAUAGACCUGAAGAGCUCAUCAAGCCCUUCGUGACAAUUCUUCAUCAAGCAAACCUCCGUUCUUUAGCACCUCUGGUGGCCUCUGUUUUGUCCCUUUUCGCUCGGCGUGAAGUUGCUGUCGCCGUCGACACGGACGUGCUCAGUUCCUUACUGAAAGAGCACGCAUCGGGUUCACCUCAGCUCCAACUUCCACUCCCGUCGGGCAGGGGACUCUGCGACGGCCUGCUGUAUUUACUUCUGCACACUCUCUCUGAGCAUGGCUGCGGAUUUUCAUGUUUGGACCCCCAUACAUUCUAUCAUCUUUGGAAACGGACUGGAACCUCAUUAGGAUGGACAACACCAGACAUGGACUUCUGUUCAACAAACGGAUUGUACUUUCUCAUGUCUGCCACCCUGUUAGUCUUCUGCAAUGAUCCAUAUUCAUAUAUUUCACUCUUUUGUGAGAGCAAAUCAACAUUUGUUUAUACCCUUGGCUGGGUACUGAGCCCUGAAUGUCUUCCUUGGUUCGCCGAAGGUAGUCCAGUGAAACUAGAAGGGGAUUUAAAGCAUGAGAGCUUCGUCCAAUUGAGCUGCCACUUCCUUUGCCUUCCAUUUGCUUUGGACCUAACUUCACACAACACUUCUAGGAUAUUGCAGUUGUUUGACAGCUGCGGUGUUGUUGGAGGGCUUUUGCAGGUUAAGGUGAUCCAAACACUUCCUCUUUCAUUAGUCGAGCUGCCACUCUCACUCCUGCGCCGCUUGUUGCUAUGUGACCGCCAGCGCACUGUUUCCCACCUCAGUAAAGCUGUGCAUGGCUUUUUCUCUGCACCGGCACUCACUCCAUCGGGUCAGCAGACCCCGACCAGAACUGCCAGUUCUUUGCUCUCUGAUUUGCUGCAUCUGGAUGAGCUAGGGGACUCCGCCGUAGAACUCCUCUCUCUGUUCUACCUAGUCACCUGUUUUUGCUCUAACUGUGGUCCCCUCCAGCUUUACCUUGAAUCGUCCGCGCUGCACCAGGCGCUCACUCACUCUUAUGAACCGAUCAAGGCCACCGCAUGCAAGGUUUUGGGAAAGUUGCAUCCAUUCAAGUCUCCCAAAAUGCCCAAUUUACAUCCUGACAUAUUUAAAAGCAUGAUCGACCUUCUUGAGGAUUCUAAUGUGUUUGUGCGGCAGGCAGCUUGCUUGUCAGUUGGGAAAUGGUUGGGUUAUAUUGCGGUAGAGGCAGGGUUUCACACAACCGGGUCCAAUGGAAAUGUCGGCAACACGAUGGAGUGGUUAAAAGCCGAGGACAAUAAUGUGCACAAGGGUUCAAGUAGGGAGACGGGCAUUGCCAAGAUGACAGCAGAGCGCAUGUUGGCUAAUGGCGAGAUGAGAAGGUGGCGAGAAGAAGCCAGGAUGACAGGAGUUACAUUGGCAACACUGACCUCUGACCCCGAUCCCCACACUCGUCUCCACGCUUGUGCAGCUCUGGGAAACCUGCUACAUGUUCAAGGCGCCGUACCCGAGCUGCUGGAAGAAAGCGUGUCCAGACUACUACUGAGAGCUGCAUGCACAGAUUCCCACAAGGCAGUGAGAGAAGCCGCUAUUGCAACUUUAAGUUUGUACACGCAGCAGGAUGAAAUGCUACAGGUUCUGCUGUCCCUAAACGCUGAAAAGGAACUACUUCAGGCGUCACAAAAUGCACCUUCUGAGUGUAACUAUCUUCCUCUCAUCAGACAACUAAAAGGCAAUUGAGAGAACUACUGUUAAAUCCAAGAAUGUAUAUACAGUAUUAGAUUGGAGCCGUCUGCAAAACCAUGCCCGCUUUUAACCAAAUGGUAUUGUAAAGAUGUGUGCAAAUAAAACAUGACAUAUUGGCGUGGCUGAA